CUUUUAAUUCCACACGUCGAUCCUCAAAUUUCAACGAAUUAACCUCCACUCUUUUUUUUCCAGUUACCUCCGUCUUUCUCCCCUUCAAAGCUUCGCGUGACUCCUAAGCCGUAAGAGAGAAAGCAAAAAGAGAAGCGGCGGGAAGUGCCAGAGAAAUUUCUUCGGUGAAUUCGACCUCCAUGGAUCCAGACGCCCUUGCGAAGGCAUUCGUGGAGCUCUACUACAGCACGUUCGACAGCAAUCGAGCAGGAUUGGCCAGCCUCUACCAGGACGGCUCCAUGCUGACCUUCGAAGGCCAGAAGAUCCAGGGCUCGCAGAACAUCGUCGCGAAGCUUACCAGUCUUCCUUUCCAGCAGUGCCAGCACAGCAUCACAACCGUUGAUUGCCAGCCGUCUGGUCCCGCCGGCGGCAUGCUCGUCUUCGUCUCUGGUAACCUCCAGCUCGCCGGCGAGCAGCACGCUCUCAAGUUCAGCCAGAUUGUGUUGUUCCGUAAUUCGCAAUUGGCAAUUGUAUGUUUGCUGGCCUUUGCUUCUGGUUCACCGGAGUAG
This is a messenger RNA of Linum tenue, 548 nucleotides long. NCBI's taxonomy places the organism in Eukaryota, Viridiplantae, Streptophyta, Magnoliopsida, Malpighiales, Linaceae. The record is from the annotation of a GenBank genome assembly.